Truncatella angustata is the source of this 1101-nucleotide messenger RNA. RefSeq lists its product as uncharacterized. Gene Ontology annotation, molecular function: NADPH dehydrogenase activity; FMN binding. Bases 1 to 1101 code for a protein of 366 amino acids. The record is from RefSeq and is a predicted model, not a curated record. NCBI's taxonomy places the organism in Eukaryota, Fungi, Ascomycota, Sordariomycetes, Amphisphaeriales, Sporocadaceae. The transcript has 2 exons.
AUGGAGACCACUAAGCUCUUCAAGCCCCUGAAGCUGGGCCGCGUCCAGCUUCAACACCGUGUCGUCAUGGCCCCCCUGACCCGCUUGCGGUGUGACAGGGACCACGUGCCGCUGCCCAUCGCGAAGGAGUACUACACCCAGAGGGCUACGGAGGGCGGUCUCAUCAUAGCUGAAGCCACGAUGCCGUCGGCACGGCACUGCGCAGCCGACCAGAUGCCGGGAAUCUGGACGGCUGCCCAGAUCAAGGGUUGGAAAGAUAUCGUGGACGCCGUCCACGCCAAAGGGUGUCACAUAUUUCUGCAGAUAUGCGCGCCGGGCCGGGCAGCCGGGGAGCCGUAUCCCUGCGUCAGCUCCAGCGCCGUCCCCAUAGACAGCAGCAGCCGGACGCCGAAGGAGAUGUCGGAGGAGGAGAUCUGGGACUGCAUCGGCGAUCUCGUGUCCGCGAGCAAGAACGCCAUCAUAGCCGGGUUCGACGGAGUCGAGCUGCAUGGUGCAAACGGGUACCUUAUAGACCAGUUUAUUCAAGACACUUGCAACCAGCGAACGGAUAAAUGGGGCGGCUCCGUCCAGAACAGAGCCAGGUUCGCGGUCGAGGCCGUCAGAGCGGUCUCGGAUGCCAUCGGCAGCGACAGACUGGGCAUACGAUUUAGCCCUUGGAGCAGCUUCCAGGCGAUGCGGAUGGCCGAUCCCGUGCCGACUUUCACACAUCUGGUGCAGCAGUUGAAGCGGUUCCAGCUGGCCUACCUCCACAUCAUUGAGUCCAGGGUGAAUAACUGGCAGGACGUGGAGAAGACCGAAAGCGUCGACUUCAUGCUCGAGGCAUGGGGCAACCAGUCCCCCGUGCUCGUCGCUGGCGGGUUCAAGCUGGACUCUGCGAAGACGGCCGUGGACGAGGAAUAUGCGCGGUACGACACGGCUGUCGUCUUCGGCAGAUACUUCUUGAGCACGCCGGACCUGGUCUUCAGGUUGAAAAGGAGCCUUGAGCCGAAUGCGUACGAUCGGAGCACGUUCUAUACUCCGGCGCAACCCAAGGGCUAUAUCGAUUAUCCAUUCAGCAAAGAACAUCCCACUAAACGCCGACUAAUGCAAUAUUACACAUAA